Spodoptera exigua (beet armyworm) is the source of this 897-nucleotide messenger RNA. NCBI's taxonomy places the organism in Eukaryota, Metazoa, Arthropoda, Insecta, Lepidoptera, Noctuidae. The record is from the annotation of a GenBank genome assembly.
AUGGAAAAGAAAACUCAAUCAAGCGUGCGAGUCGCCGUGAUUUCUGCGCCUAACUACGAGAGAUAUAUUGUGGGCCGGGCCUCGUCAUUAGCCGCGAGACGCCGCAUUGCCCACACAGCGAGGAAACAACCUCUGCGUAACUUUUCAUAUUCGUCACCUCCCGGCGUAUUCUGUAACAAUGCUUCUUGGAUACAGUAUCCUGGAGGUGGAGGGCAAGUCAGAAGUGAUGUCAGGCCACAUCCAGGUUCUGCUGCGAAUCUUCCACUCCUGCAAGCACACAUAGUUACCCGUAAUUAUGACUGCAUGGCUACCGCGCAACGUGUCGCGGCAUCAUUCUGUAACAUCUUCCUGGAAAGAAGAAAGAAAGAAAGAAAGAAAGAAAGAAAGAAAGAAAGAAAGAAAGAAAGAAAGAAAGAAAGAAAGAAAGAAAGAAAGAAAGAAAGAAAGAAAGAAAGAAAGAAAGAAAGAAAGAAAGAAAGAAAGAAAGAAAGAAAGAAAGAAAGAAAGAAAGAAAGAAAGAAAGAAAGAAAGAAAGAAAGAAAGAAAGAAAGAAAGAAAGAAAGAAAGAAAGAAAGAAAGAAAGAAAGAAAGAAAGAAAGAAAGAAAGAAAGAAAGAAAGAAAGAAAGAAAGAAAGAAAGAAAGAAAGAAAGAAAGAAAGAAAGAAAGAAAGAAAGAAGAAAGAAAGAAAGAAAGAAAGAAAGAAAGAAAGAAAGAAAGAAAGAAAGAAAGAAAGAAAGAAAGAAAGAAAGAAAGAAAGAAAGAAAGAAAGAAAGAAAGAAGAAAAUAAAGAAUGUUGGACGUUUACUAACAACCCGUUCCUUCUCCAGUCGCGGUAUAGCACAGUACAUGUGAUGCUCGCGCGUCCUAAGUAUGAAGACCCAUAUAGUUUGCUAUAG